UGUUGUUAAUAAACUUGCUCUUUUUAUAAGUAGAUGAGGUCACCUGCUGUUCGGAUAAUAUUCUUUCCUGGACUUUGCUAUACUAUUAGAGAGGUAGCACGAUGAACUUUUCAAGGAAGUCAGCUGAGUAUUGUGGGCGGCUUUUCGGUACUCUGAUUUGAGUUUAGCAAUGCUACUGACACUGCAGUUAUGUCACUCCCCUGCAUUACGUAUUAACCAAGUCCUCCGCUUUCUUAUCAGUGUCAAGCAGCCGGACGUGGUUGGACUCUUUUCUUAGUGAAAGGAUUCUGUAGCUUGUAGUACUGCUAUCUGGUUUCCACUGCAAAUUAAAAAUGGACCAUAAUUUGCCAGGAAGCCCGGAGCUUGUAACCAGUCGUUUAGAAACCGAGUUCGCAGUGCCAGCUCAGGUUGAGGACGCGUACCGCCGGAUGGCAGAUUUUGCCAGGCUGCAUGGGUCUCAAAACCGGCGAGUUAUCUUGGUGACCUCUGGAGGCACAAAGGUGCCGUUGGAGUCCCAUACUGUACGUUUCCUUGAUAAUUUCAGUAGUGGAACACGGGGUGCAACUUCGGCUGAACUGUUUCUGCAAGCUGAUUAUGCAGUCAUUUUUCUUUAUCGACACCGAUCGCUCUUUCCCUUCGUCCGCCGUUUUGCUGCCCUUAAUAUACUCGAUGUUCUGCGGCUUAAGGAAGGUGUGGGUUUGGAAGAACCCCGGGUGGAGCCCGAUCUGACAGCUCUUCCAAAUAUUGUUGAAAUAUUACACCGGUAUGAGUCUGUAAAACAAAAGGGAUUGUUACUUCCUGUGGAGUUCAGCACUUUGUCUGAGUAUUUGCAUUUGCUCAAGGCAGCUGCUCAAGCGCUUAGCCCUCUUGGAUCAAGUGCCAUGUUUUAUCUGGCAGCUGCUGUUUCAGACUUCUACAUUCCAGCUUCUGAGAUGCCACAACACAAAAUUCAGUCCUCCAGUGGUCCCCUGCAGCUGUCCAUGAAGAUGGUACCAAAGAUACUUUCCCCAUUAGUAAAGGACUGGGCACCUAAAGCUUAUGUUAUCUCUUUCAAGCUGGAAACAGACCCUUCCAUUCUUGUGGACCGAGCACGUAAAGCUCUUGAGACUUACAACCAUCAGGCAGUGGUUGCCAAUGUCCUUGAUACACGGAGGAGCUGUGUAACCAUAGUAACCAGGGACUCUCAGAUUGAUCUGCGUCUUUCUGAUGAGGAGGCAGCACGUGGUAUGGAAUUAGAGGAAAAAAUUGUGAAUUACCUCCAGGACUGCCAUGCACAUUUUAUCAGUCAGUAAUAGCCUGCUUUUUAAUUUUGUAUAACCAUUUUAUGGUAUUAUCCAUUUUAUUUAUUAUAUUCCAGUGAAGUGGUGCACGCCUGUUGAAUAAGGGGAAAUAAUUCAACAAAUGUUCAAGGUUGUACUAAAUCAGUAGUCAUUCUGCACUGUAACAAGUAGUUUAAAUUUGAAUGGUUAUCAUGCACUUACGUACCCAUCUGUUGGGAGAGUCAUAUGUAAGAAAGCUGUUUACUACCUUCUUUCUAAUUAGGAUGACAGAAAAAAUACCGGCUUCAAAUGUUGUAUAGCAGUCAGUUUUAUGUUAAAUUUUUUUAGUAAAAGUUUAGACAGCAUCAGUAAUUCAGAAAAAAAUGUACCUCAAUGCUUAUUCAGUUUACAACCAUUCAUUUAGGGAUUUUACUUUUAUGGCAACAUUUUGUUUACCCUGCAUUUUUUUUUUUUUUUGGUUACAAAUAUCACCAGGAUUAUCUUUGAAGACUGUGCAUUCUGUUGUUCAUCUCUAUUUCUCCUCCUCAGCUGUAUUUUUUUCUUAACAUAGAAUUAUGUCUGCUGUGAUUUAAUUUGCUUACUGACCUUUCACCGUUGCCCUCCACCUUGUCACUGCAAAGCACACCUCAUUUGAGUGUUUUUGCACUGUACGCAAAAGCAUAUACAACAGACGUCAACUAUAGGCAUGCGCUGUGACUACCCUUUGUUUUCAGAUGUGUCACUAACUUUAUAAUUUGGUCCUUUCAUAAUGUUUAUGAUUUUGUGGUAACAUGAUGAUAAUUUUACUGCCUGUAAUUCACAUUAUUCAGAGUUAAGACUUUUUUAUACAGGGCUAGACUUUUGAAUCUUUAGAAUAUAUAUAUUGACACAUAUCCUUUUAAUUUAUCAACUUUGAUGCCAAUAUUUAAAAAAUAAUCUUCCCUUAUGUGAAAAGGAAUUAUCAGUGAAGCUGAAACAUGUUUAAAAGAAGUAUUGUUUUUACCAAGGAAAUGCAGGAAGAGGAACAGUUAUUUUAUAAUAUCAGAAAAAUGGUGGCACAUCAGAGCAGAAGUUAGCAUAUGGCCUCACAGUACUCAGUUCUUUAGUCUACAGUUUGACUGGAUUGUCUUCUGUAUUGGGUCUGCAUGUCUUGCCCACAUCUGUUUGCUCUUGCAUAGCAAAGACAUGCCACAGUUGAACUGGCAGCCUUUUGCCAGUAGGUGUCUAUGCCAUUACCAUGUGUGAGUAUAUGUGCUUCCUGUGAGACUCUGGUACUCUUUAUAGGAUAUAUUAUUCUGCCUUGUGUUCCCUGGUUGUCAGGAUAGGCUUUAGCUUUUCAAUGAGCUUGCACCUGAUUAAGUGUGUAAUUGAUGAAUAAUUGAAUGAAAACGCAGAAAACCAAGUAAGUCAGAAAAUAGGUUGUUUACUUUUAAUGAGACUUGUACAGCUUAUGCUAUAGCACUAGAAUGAAGGUAAUGGCUUGUUUCUUUUUAUGCCAUAUGACAAUGUACUCCUGCUUCCUGUUAAAAUAGCUGGCAAAAGAUACUGGACUGCAAAGGUGCCCUUCAUUUUGUUGAAAACUAACUUCACAUCCCAUCUUACCAUGUUCAGUUUUUGUUGAUACAACUUGUAAAUUCUUCUGUAAUAUAUAGCAGAUGCUUUUCAUCAGUGUGAUCAUUUUUUUGAUAUAUUCCUUCAAAUAAUGACAAAUGUGAAGCUGUAUUUCAAGUAAGGGCUGUUGCAUUUGUUCUGCUAUUUUUUGGGCAUUUUACAUACCCUAACAUUUCUUAAAUUGUUUUAAUAAAAACUGAACACCAAGAAUUUAAAUCAAGUAAUGUAUAUUUCAAUAAAAAGUGAACACCAAUAGUUCAAAUCAAGUUAUGUAUAUUUAUGUGUUUCGACAGUGGCCAGCACUGAAGCCAGUAUAGCAGGCAUAUGUUUUCUUCGGGUCUGAUUGUGUCUUCCUGAAUAUAGAAUCCUAACAGAAUAUCAUCCAAUGUUCUGCUAUCAUGUUGUACCUGCAUGACUCCCUACUUGAAAGUGAGAAUGCUAAACUGUUAAAUGCCUCUUAGUCAAAUCCAUAAUAAUGAAAUGCUACAAUAAUGGCUUUCUACAGUGUUGAAUCUUUAGUAAUGAAGUGUUACAACAGUGCAUUUCCAUAUUAUUGAAUAAAACAAAAUAUUGAAAACA
This is a messenger RNA of Protopterus annectens (West African lungfish), 3449 nucleotides long. RefSeq names its product phosphopantothenoylcysteine synthetase (gene PPCS). Lineage: Eukaryota; Metazoa; Chordata; Ceratodontiformes; Protopteridae. The transcript is spliced from 3 exons. The coding region runs from base 333 to 1292 and encodes 319 amino acids. Gene Ontology annotation, cellular component: nucleus; cytoplasm. Gene Ontology annotation, biological process: coenzyme A biosynthetic process. Gene Ontology annotation, molecular function: phosphopantothenate--cysteine ligase activity. The record is from RefSeq and is a predicted model, not a curated record.